Molecule: messenger RNA, 4359 nt
Organism: Rhopilema esculentum
Lineage: Eukaryota; Metazoa; Cnidaria; Scyphozoa; Rhizostomeae; Rhizostomatidae
Cellular component (GO): cytoplasm; myosin II complex; myosin filament
Molecular function (GO): microfilament motor activity; actin filament binding
Source: RefSeq, a predicted model, not a curated record
GCUCGGAUAAAGCACUCGCGCUCAAAUUUAGAAGGAAAGAUGGUGGCAGUGCUGUAGCGGAAAAAGUAAAUAGGAUAUUCGAUCGAGAUGACUUCGCAAAUCUUUUCGUCUUUCAUGUACAGAGCUGGAGCCCUUAAUCAGAAAAUGGAAUGAUAAAGAUUUUUGGACCUAUGAAGUUGACUAGAUAGAGACCACAAUGGAUAAGAGUUACAUGGAUGAUACGAGUGAUGCUGUUUCGGGUAUUUCCCAGGAUAGACUUAGUGAUGACACCGAUUUUCUUAUUGGCCACAAUGUCUCAUUAAGCAACUUGAAUGACAGUUACCUUGAUGACAGAAGUUCAACUACUACUGAUCUACUAUAUCAACAACAAAUAAAUGAUGCUGAAGUUGGAGUAAAGAAGCUUACAAGCCCCCCAAAAUUCACAACAAACAGCCCUUCACCUGUAAAGGACACAAAGUUACAAACCAAUCCAAAACUGCAUGCAAAAAGUAGAGAUAUUUUUAUCGAGGAAGAUUUUUACAACACCAAUCAGGCCUUUGUAAAAGAGAAACAGUCCAAGUUUGGGAAUGGAAAUAGCCACAUAGAAGAUGCUAAGCCUAAUGAUAACAACAAAAUUUUCAAGAUUUUAGAUUAUGAAGUCAAAGAAGAUAGUGCUUAUAAAACAACCAAAGACAAAACAUUUUCAGAUGAUGCCAAAAAAUCAUCAGAUGCCUUGAGUAUAAGCAGAAGCUCUAAAAAUUCUUCAACAAACUGGAAAUACAGAUCAGUUGAUGUUUCACUGGAUGAAGACUCUGUUGCUGAAACCAGAAAUGUUAAUUUGAAAAAUGAGAGUUUUUCUGAGUCUUUGGCAGCAGAUCUACCUGAGUAUGAUCCAAAAGUCAAAGAAGGGGAAGAGUUAUUAGCAAGACUUCUUGGAAGGGUAACCUUAACAGAAUCCUUGAAAUCAGUUUCCACAAUAAAGAACGAACAGAAACAAUCCUAUGCAGAACAAAGAACGAGGAAUACUGCUGUAUCUGCACCUAUGGAGAAGCCAGUUACUACUUCACCUCAAAGAGGAAGCAUAGGCAGCAAUGAUGGCCCAGUAUCUGAAAGCAGAACCUCAUUUGCAAGCUCAGGUAGAUAUAAAGAGGAAAUUAAAACAGAAUGGAGGCGAGGGACAAAAGUCCGAUCAGUGGAAAGUCGAGCAAAGGAAGAUGCAAGAAGUGCAACUAGUCUAUUCAGUGACAGAAGUGAACGUUCAAGGGGCAGUACUGCAUCUUCACAGUACAAUGAAGACGAUCUUAACAACCGAAGUAGGUCGUCUUCUUCGGAGAAGCACCAGAGGAAUCAAGCCGAUGUCUUGAUAGCUACUUCGACGCCACAUAAAACGAGUUGGCCUGUUUCCCCAAUUAAAAGACCACCAAACCGCGAGGUUGCGGAAUCAGAGCAUCUUUUGGUUAAGACCGAAGUGAGGCUAAAGGAACUGAAGGUUGCAAUUGAACAAGAGACUUUGAGGAAAGAGGCAGUUGUGCGCGAAAAGAACGCAGCAGAAGAGUCGCUUAUUCAGGUAAAAAAGAAUAUCCAGUCUCUAGAGCAACUUGCAGAAGAGCACAGAAAACAAACGGUAGCUACAAGAUCGGAGCUCAUGGAUUUAGAGCAGCAAAGGAACGAAAGCCAAAGAAAACUGAACGAAAUAGCCGAGGAUUUGAAAAGACAAAAGAAGGAAUUGGAGUCUUUGCCGGAAGAGCUGAAGCAGUCAAACAUCAGUGCAAAGAUAGCACUACUUCAAGAGGAGCGGGAUGAGCUGAAACGCGAAUGUAAAAUUUUGCGAGAGAAAACUAAAGAUGUUGAUCACGUUAACAGCACUAACAUGGAAUUAAUGAAGAAAUUGAAAGUUUUACAAGAACAACUUUAUAAUGAGCAGGACUCAAGUCGCGAAAAAGUCAGAGCAAUUCGUGAGGAACUUGAAACUGAACGGCGGAAAGCUGUGGAGGCGAAUAUCGAACAAAUGAGCACGGUGCGGAAAAUUAGAGAAGAGACGAUGGAGGCGAAAAAGGCGGAUGUCGAUGCAGUAAUUGAGAAAUUGGAGAAGGAAAAGCUGGAUGAAAUUGAAUCAAUAAAUAGCCGCUUUCAACAUGAAAUAAAAAGAUUGUAUCAGAAAAUCGAGGAACUUGAAGAUGAAAACCAGAAAUUGAUAAGCUCAAACUCGGAACGUCUGAAUAGGAUACAAGAACAGUCAGAUAAUAACCAUAAACGCGAGAUCGAAAGUAUAAAAAAGAAGUUGAAAAAUGAACACGAAAAUGACAUUUCUAUAUUGUCACAUAGACAUAAGAGACAAAUCGAAGAAUUGGAUACACAAAUCAAGACAAAACAGUCAGAAGUUGAUAAUUUGCAAACUUUGUUGAACCAACAAGCAGAGGCAACACGAUUGCUCGGAGAAAAAUUGCGAAGUGAAGCAAAGGAUCAGAUUUGUUUGGCUGUUGAAAAGGAGCGCCAGUCACGCCUUGAGGAGCUGAAAGAAACCGAAUUAGAGCUAGAGAAGGUGAAAGAGGAGAGGGAUUUGGCAUCGUCAAGGAAUAACGCAGAGAAUGCAAAUAAAGAGAAUGAAUAUGCCCGUCUCAGAAAUCUGAUCAACAAAUUGAAAAAGGAACUAGACGAUGCUAGACAAGAAAAUUAUGAAACUCGAGAAGAAAAAUUCCAAGCUGUAUCGAAGGCAAGGGCCGAAAUGAGGGAAGAAACUGAGAGACUAAAAAUUAAGUUAAGAGAGCUUGAGAAAAUUGAGCAGACAAUCAUCCUGGAGAUUAAUGAAGAAUGCUUAAAAACGGGUGCUGUUACCGGCGCAUCAUACCCUACUGUUAAGCGGAAUUACUCAUUUGAUGCAGAAGACGGGGGUCCGCUUGGAGAAGCAUUGGCCGCUUUACGCAUGUCCAACAAUGAUCUGAGAAGGUUGGUAAUGAAAUAUAAAAAGAGGUUUGAAGAAUCCAGAACUUCGGAUGAAAGCUUCAACCAGACAGCUAAGUCAGACCGCGAUUCGUCUAUAGAAAGAUCCCGAACACCGGACAGGGCACGUACACCGGACAGGGCACGUACGCCGGACAGAAUGCACACACCAGACGGUUCUAAAGGAACAUUGAACGGUUCAUUCGAUGAAUCACGGUCAGCAAGAAUCCUAAAGCAUUUGCAGUCAAGAGUGAAGCAGCUCAGACAAGGAAAUGAAUCAAUGAAAAAGAGCUUUGGAAGCGAUGAUUUAGAAAACGAACUGGAGAGUACAAAUGAAUCAGUGACCCAAGACACGAGUGAGAUGAAUACCUCUUUUCCGAAAACAUCCUUGGAAACGCAAAGAUUAGAAGUAGCUCUUCAGAGCGCUGAAGACCAAGCACAAAAAUACGCCAACAUGUUAAACCAGAAGAUUGCAGAAAAUACAAAACUACAAAAGAUGUUGACCCAAGCUUCAAAGGAAAAUAUCAAGCUGGAACGACUUCACUCAAUUUUGCAGCAUAAAGUUGCCACCAGUACUGCUAUGUAAAUUAUAGACCAUUUCACACUGAGUCCUGAUGCGUUCGAAUAUAACUGAUUAUAGUUAUCAAAAGCUUUCAGCGUUGUAUGUCUUCUUGUAUAAUUUUGCGGAAAACUUCAGUAGAAUAAGAUUUAGUUGCUUUCAAGUACCUAGGAGAAGUUUCCUUUGUAAUGUCUGUACAUAGGCUGUCAAGUAACUUGAGCUGGUAAAUAAAGUGGUAAGUGGUUUGUAUUUGUAUUUGUUUGGUUUGGCCUUGUAUUCAAACAUAUUCUUCCGCAGUACAUUAGGAUCCCGAUUUACCAAAAACCGUUUAUAAAGUGAAUUUCUGGGUAUAAUGAGCUAAACAUCUGGUGCCACUAAUCCUGAUAACCUAGCUGAUAGUGCCAUAAGUUAAGGCAUUCCAAUUCUUUUUAAUGCUUAACAGAACAGUGUCAACCAUUCAAAAGCUCUGAAAGAUUUUAUGCUUUCCCAAACAUGUAAAUUCAUUGGAUUGAGCUAAUGCAAAUAUGUAUUCCCAUUUUAGGUUUUAAACGUGAUAAAAUAUCACUUGAUACGAAGCUUUAAAAUCUAGAUGCAAGAUAUUUUCUUGAGUAACCAGCAUUGAACCUUAAAGAACAUAUUAUACACUCCAGUACUGUUAGUUUUCUUUUAAGAGGAACAGGCCCCAUCUUUACUUAUCUGUAAGUAACACGAUAAAAGAAGUAAUUUUUUUAUGCAUCAAUUUUUAUAUACAUUCUUCGUGUAAUUUUACGUAUCUCUCCUAUUUAUUUUUAUUGAUUUGAUUGAUUUUAUUGUGAUUAUAGAAUCCUUUAUUUCACGAUCCAUAAUAGAUCUUUUUUUAACAUUACUAUUUGAUUCCAGCA